Owenia fusiformis is the source of this 402-nucleotide messenger RNA. Lineage: Eukaryota; Metazoa; Annelida; Polychaeta; Sabellida; Oweniidae. The record is from the annotation of a GenBank genome assembly.
AUAAGAAUGGUAACCAUUCUUAUUUUUCAAACUUUCGCUCUUCAAACUCAAUAGCGCCAUCUGGCGAGUAGAUAAACCAAAACAUGCCUAAGAAAAAGUUACUCACCGAUAGCGAGUGCAAAAGAAGACAAAAACAAAGAGACAGAUCGCGAGGAAGAAGGAUUGUGAGUCUUGGGACUACUUAUGAGCGUUGGCAGACUCUUUUUGAGGAGUCCAUUGCGACUUCCCACGCUGAAUUCGCCGAAAUAUUGUUGGAUAAGUAUGAGGAGGCAUUGCCGAAACCAGGAGUGUCAUGGGACACCAACUUGUUCGAGUCAUCAGACACAUUGGCUCAACCCAUGUCGACACCUCAAAGCAAAGUUGCUCCAACCAUAAAGACUCCUCAAAGCAACGUGGUUCGAC